UCUGUCCUCCCCUCCUCCCCACCCCCCGUUCUAUUACUUGCAGGCCGUUGGAGGAAGGAGAAAUUUUAGGCGGGAAAAGCUGCGCCUCCUGCCUCGCGCCCCCGCGGCCUACCGCGCGCCGGGAAGCGCCAGGCGACGGCGGAGGCGAGAUGCUGGGCGCAUGUGGCAUGCAGAAAUGUCACCAAGAGGCUCUGAAAAAGAAUCGUGUUUCCCUAGCAAAGCAGCUAGUUUUGAAGGAACUGAUGGAACACCUCAUAGAAAAUGAUGUGAUCACUGAAGCAAUGAUGGAGAUGAUACAGGGCAAGUCUGGAAGUUUUAGCCAAAACAUAGAAUUCUUGAACCUGCUCCCAAAGAGGGGUCCCAAAGCCUUCUCAGCUUUCUGUGAAGCUUUACAAGAAACCAAACAGCAGCACUUAGUGGAAAUGCUCCUGAGCACCAUUCCCAGCCAUAGCAACGGGAAUGCAAGGCUGAAUUCUGGCUAUGAGGAAAAGCUGCCAUUUCCUAUAUCUGAAUCAGAAAUCUCUCAAAAAAGGCCACGGUGGCAACUUGCAGAACCAGUGGAGCAUUCUCUGGAUGAUGGAGAUGGUCCUCACUAUCCUCAGGUGAAGCUGUGCACCCCAGAAUUCUAUCAUGAGCAUGAGCACAUGGCAUACAGGAUGAAAUCACACCCUCGGGGCUUGGCGCUGAUACUUAGCAACGUGCAUUUUAGCAGUGAGACAGACCUAGAGUUCCGUUCUGGUGGCAAUGUUGACCAAGCUGCCCUAGAAAUGCUCUUCAGACAUCUUGGGUACCAAGUGAUGGUACAGCAUGAUCAAACUGCACAGGAAAUGCAUAAGGAGUUGGAAAACUUUUCAAAGCUUCCAGUUCACCGAGAUGUAGAUUCCUGCAUAGUAUCACUUCUCUCACAUGGCAUAGAGGGUGGGGUCUAUGGAGUGGAUGGCAAACUGCUUCAGCUGCAGGAGAUUUUCAGGCUCUUUGAUAAUGCAAACUGCCCUAGGCUUCAGAAUAAGCCCAAAAUGUUCUUCAUUCAAGCAUGCCGGGGAGAUGAGACAGACCGUGGAGUGGACCAGAUAGAUGGGAAUGAGCGUGCUGACUCCCCAGGUUGCGAAGAAAGCGAUGCCAACAAGAAAGAGAAUCCCAAGCUGCGUCUUCCCACUUGCUCUGAUAUGAUAUGUGGCUAUGCCUGUCUGAGAGGCACAGCUGCUAUGAGAAACACCAAACGUGGGUCCUGGUAUGUAGAGGCUCUGACCUCUGUGUUUGCUGAAGAUUCCAGAAAUACGCAUGUGGCUGACAUGCUUGUAAAGGUGAAUGGAAUGAUCAAGCAUCGAGAAGGUCAUGCCCCAGGCACCGAGUUCCACCGCUGCAAGGAGAUGUCAGAGUAUUGUAGCACUCUUUGCCAGGACCUUUACUUGUUCCCAGGAAUUAACUCUGUCAUCUAAGGGGGCCACUGCCUCUAAGGCCAAAGUCCAUGUAAUACUCUGUGCCAUAGGAUGACCUCCUGUAGAGGUCUAGGGCUACUCUUCCCUUACAGCAUUUCAUAUUGAAGGUAGGGGGCAUUAAGCUGUCCUGUUUAGGAAGCGGUUGACUGAUGAACAUAUGAUACUUGUUCUGUUGUUUCUAACAGUUUUUCUGAUUUUAUUGGGAAUUUCAUAUGUUAUCAGAUAUUGUGACCUAUGGAAAUUAGCAUAUAAAUGUCUUUAAGUUGAUCAUGCCUGGCUAAGCCAGCUUUCUUACUCACUGUGCAGCUUUCUUACUCAUUGUGCAAAUUUCUCUAAUAUCAGUUUUUCAGACAGACUUUGGCAACUUGUUGAUGCUUGCCACCCAGUUUAGGUUUUAUAAGUGUAGUGUGUUUAUGUGCCAACAUUGAGGUUGAUGGGGAGCACCUAGGUAGCGAGUAUUUAUCACAACAGGAGUGUGAGAAAUAGCAUUCAUAAAGCUUUUAUAAAACAAAAACAAAAAGCAUGCUUUAUAAAUUGAAUUUUGCUUUAAGACAAAAUUGUGGCCAGCCAAGCAAAUUUGGCAAAACCACUAGCUAAACUGAAAAGGAACCUUCUAAAUAAAUGAAGGACAUGCAGACUAAUAAAGACAGUUUGGAAUAGUUAGGUUAAUGCUAAAGUCAUUUUAUAUCUUUCAUCACCCCCUCCCCCUCCAAAAAAUAAUAAUAAUGAAUACACGUGAAAUUUCUAUUUUGCUAAAAAGAUAUCCUCCCAAAUCUGUUCUGCUUAUUUUCUCAAAGAAGUUGAUAAUUAUUAGCACAAACUCACACCAGGGCUUGGAAACAAUUGAAACAGGUUUCCAUUCCACAAGGUGUUUCUAAUGAUAUAACAAGUUUGUCUUUUUGACUUCUGUUGUUGCUAUUUCCAUUAUUCUCAAUGGUAGCAUACCCUGUGAUGACUAUAGUAGACUUGUCAUUUUAUUAGGAGAUGUUUGCCUACACUGUAUAUGUCUAUAUUUUCUUGCCAUCCAUCCCAUGAUUCCCUAUUCAUUGUGGGUGAAAUUGAUCCUCAUGAGCAGAGGCAUGGCUAUAAGCCCCCCACCCCCCAGCUGCUCAGAUGCCACACAUGGCUUUUUAAGGGCAAAUCUACACAUUGGCAGAGUUAGGGAAAUCUCUGCAUGCCCAUUUGCACACCUGCUUUGCUCCUCCCAUUGUGUGAGCAAACAGUUCAGGAAGUCUUCAGUUAAUUAUGCAUUCUUUUCUCCAGUACUGUAACGGCCCCCUUUUGCGGGACCUGCCAUUUUAAGAAACUCACUUGCAAAAUGAGGACAAUCCUCAAGAGCCAGUCUUAUUUAUAUGUGCAAAUGUAUACUCCCAGUGGUGCAACAGUCCUGGCACCCAGUAGCCACAGGUGGUUAAAAGCCUGGACUUUUAACUGGUGCAUAUGUUUGCUGCAGAGGACAGGAAAUGUGCUCUAUUCCCUCUCCCCCCCCCCUUUUCUUUUUUUUUAAGUUCCAUGCCAUACCUAAGUUUUGCUGUUACAUUCUUGUAUAUUGUUGCCUUCGGCAUCCUAAUAAACCUGCAGCCAAGGACUGUAUGCUUAAACAAGCUGCCCUUGAUCAGCCUUUAUCAUUCUCUUUUGCCUAAGAUUUUGAAAAAAUAUUUUUAUAGGAUUUUGAUAUAUAUUUUUAAAAACAAACAUAAUGGUUAGGAAAAUAACAUGAGGCAGAAUAAUCUAACAAGAGGCCAGAAGCUUAGAAGGUCCUCUUGUCCUGCCCUAGUGCAGUUGAACUGCAUACCACACCUGUUGAGCAGUAGCCAUUUCAGGGCCAGUGAGCAGCUCAGGGUGACAACUCAAAGGUUCUUUCCUCUGAGUAAAAAUAGAAAAAAAAACAUGGGAGUCCUCUCUGGAAAUUGGUGCUUGAUAACUGUACUGUGUUAGUACAGACGUCUCCUCCUAGUUUGAGAAAGGAGAGGGCAGGUCUUUGUCACUGCCACUUUUUAUAAACUUUGUAUAUAAACUAUAUCUUCAUGUGCCAAAAUAAAAAGUGAUCUUGUUUUCUAA
Molecule: messenger RNA, 3500 nt
Organism: Podarcis raffonei (Aeolian wall lizard)
Lineage: Eukaryota; Metazoa; Chordata; Lepidosauria; Squamata; Lacertidae
Gene: CASP2
Product: caspase 2
Exons: 11
Coding region: 150-1439 (429 amino acids)
Biological process (GO): proteolysis; regulation of apoptotic process
Source: RefSeq, a predicted model, not a curated record